AUGGCAGGGAUCAGUAAACCUCACAAUGAAGGAUCCUCGACUGAAGCAGUAAUGGAUAAAGUAGUAAACCAAUUGGAACGAUGGCACUAUGAAGGGGGCUAUCGACGGCUGAGAAUGUUCUCAGGAAUAGUACCGGUGCCUGCGGGGGAGGAGUCCUAUGAAUUAUGGAAAGAAGCGGCUAUACAGCAUUCGGAAGAGUGGCCGUGUACGGAUGCCAUAAAAAAACAACGAGUAGUGGAGAGCUUACGAGGGCCGGCAAUGGGAGUGAUCCAAGCUACUAGAAGGAGUAACCCUCAGGCUACCCUUAGAGAAUAUUUUGAAGCUUUAGAUUUUUCGUACGGGACUUUAGAGGAUGUAUGUGAAUUAUUAGCACGUAUGAAUCACACUUUCCAAGAGCAUGGAGAAACUCUCACUGAUUAUAUAUAUCGAGUGGAUAAAGUGAUUUAUAAAUUGGUGGAAAAAGGAGGAAUGGAAAGGAGCGAAGUGGAUGAGAGGCGACUAUGUCAAGUGCUUAAGGGCGCCUUAACCACUAACCCUGUCGCUCAAAGGCUACGAUGUACCAUGAGGGGGGGACCAGCACCUACGUUAAGUGAACUAGUGAAGGAAGUAAAAUUAGAAGAGGUUCAGAUAGAGAAUAGAGAGAAAACCAUCAAGAAAGUAAAAUUGGUAGUGCCUGCUCCUAGUCCACAGCACUCUUCUAUAGACGACAGACUAUUGAAUUUAUUGGAAGAACAGAAUAAAAAAAUAGAUCAGUUAAUAGCAUUACAAACUGAUAGACAAACCCAACCGUAUAUGCCCACCGGCGUUGGAAGAGGGAUGACAAGGCGGAAUCAGUCUCCCAUAACCUGCUAUCGGUGUGGUCAAAUUGGCCAUCGUUCCUUUGAAUGUCAUCUGAAUGAGCCAAAUAAUAGAGGAAAUCGAUACAAUGCUCGUAGAAGGGAUGAACAAUUGGAAAACUCCAACGGGAGUCCUGUGGUCCCCUCACAGACUCCCCCACAAUAA
Messenger RNA from Pseudophryne corroboree (corroboree frog), 1002 nucleotides. RefSeq names its product paraneoplastic antigen Ma1-like. Gene Ontology annotation, molecular function: nucleic acid binding; zinc ion binding. Bases 1 to 1002 code for a protein of 333 amino acids. The record is from RefSeq and is a predicted model, not a curated record. The transcript has a single exon. NCBI's taxonomy places the organism in Eukaryota, Metazoa, Chordata, Amphibia, Anura, Myobatrachidae.